Loa loa (African eye worm) is the source of this 432-nucleotide messenger RNA. RefSeq lists its product as hypothetical. The transcript has 2 exons. Lineage: Eukaryota; Metazoa; Nematoda; Chromadorea; Rhabditida; Onchocercidae. The record is from RefSeq and is a predicted model, not a curated record. The coding region runs from base 1 to 432 and encodes 143 amino acids.
AUGAAAAUAGAUGAGAAUGAUUAUACAGAAGGUUGGGAUACGACAACUGGUGAUGAUGAUGAUGAUAAUAAUGAUAAUGAUGAUGAAUAUAUGUAUGAUGAUCGAGCUGAUCAUUCAUCAGAUACUGUAAGAAGUGAAUCAUCUUCACCGGUAUGGUUACAAGGAUCGGAUGAUUACAAUAUGGUAACAGGACAAAAAAUAGGACCACAACGAAUUUAUUUAAACAGGAAAAAACCCAGUCAAAUAGUAACACGUCUGAACAAGGAUAAACGAGUGCAAACUGAUGAGGAAGCAUUAAUGCAUUGGACAAGCAAAGAUGAUAAUUUCGAUAGUUCAGAAUCAAUGAUGGAAUCAGAAAUGAUUGAUGAUGGUUGGAUGAUAAGCAAACGACGGCGUGUUAUCACUAAUGGUGGUGUUAAUGUUAUCAGCUAA